UGUGGCGUUAUCGCUACAUGGCGAUAGCCAGCCAACGAAUGGCGCCCUUGAACAAUGCAGAGCAAAAUUUAGUGCGAAUCUGUCACAUACUAAAAUUUACCUUUUUUCAGGUCCAUCAUGCUAGAAUUUUCUACGUGCUGCUUCUGCGUGCCGCUGAGGAUCGGAUGUCUUAUCUUGGGUUAUUUGCAUCUGGUGGCAGCGUCAGUUCUCACAAUCAUUACUAUACUGACCUUGACUGCAGUGGGAGCCGUGGUCGCCAAUUCAGAUAUCCAGGUCAACCAAAGUGUCGUCGACGCUCUGAUAGCUAUUUCCGUCAUCGUACUCCUCCUACUCGUGAUCUUGUUGCCCGCCUCUAUAAUGUUUGUUGUUGGAUUACACAAGGAACGCCGGCUGUACGUCAAGAUUUACUUGAUAUACUAUUUGAUCUUUACCAUCCUCUACUUUAUUAUGUUCAUCGUGAGAUGUUCAACCCUGCCACCUGACUUGAGCUACACUUUAACUACGUUGGCAGAAAUACUUCUCAGCGUGUAUUUCCUGCUCGUCAUUAGAAGCCACUGGGUCGCUAUGGACGGGAGUAACUUCAACAGUUCUCAAAGAGUGUGAUGGACAAAUGUGUAACUAACACGGCCAUUUUGUAUUUCGCCACAACAGGCUUCCUAAUUCGAUAAUAUCUACUAUACAUUUAAUAUUAAUUAUAAUAAAAAUAAACAUUUACUAUAUUCCGGUAGUCUGCUAACGAACCGGUGGUAUGUUUGUGACUCACAUACUUGACGUUUCAAAAGUGCUUAUAAAGUGGGCCUACUUGAAAUAAAUGAAACUUAAUUCUUUUAUGAAUUUUGAAUUUUUAGAAGCAGGCAAAUCUGUUCGGUGUAACUUAUACAAUUCUAAAUUAAUUUGUCAUGUAGGCCUAAUUAAAAAGCACUUUUGAA
Messenger RNA from Pararge aegeria (speckled wood butterfly), 929 nucleotides. RefSeq lists its product as uncharacterized. Lineage: Eukaryota; Metazoa; Arthropoda; Insecta; Lepidoptera; Nymphalidae. The record is from RefSeq and is a predicted model, not a curated record. Bases 118 to 603 code for a protein of 161 amino acids. The transcript is spliced from 4 exons.